Messenger RNA from Echinostoma caproni, 2301 nucleotides. NCBI's taxonomy places the organism in Eukaryota, Metazoa, Platyhelminthes, Trematoda, Plagiorchiida, Echinostomatidae. The record is from the annotation of a GenBank genome assembly.
AUGCCUCGUCUGAAGGAAGUCACUCACAUUUUACACGACUGGAUACAUCAGCCCACAUCUAAAAAUGACUCCAAGCCUGCCGAGGUUUUCGAUACCCAUCCGCUGUCGGAGAUGAUCCUCAGUUCCGAAUCGGAAGCGGGAAAGAGUGAGCAUAUGGUUCUCAUUGAAAACCCCUGGAAAUCCGAAUGGCAUAAAAAUGGCGUCCAAGUUCCUGUGCACGCUCUUCAUGAGUUGCCCGUCCCUUCUUUCCGCUAUGAGAAGCUUUGGCAUGAAGAGGAAGAUGACCGUUACAAUUCAGGCCUACAUUGUCUGAACAAAGAAAUUAGGCGUAUGCCCGUUUAUCACAUAGAUGACUUCGACCAGGCUUGGGUAACCACUGCCAAUGAGGAACGUGAGUGCCUGGGGGAGGCGCUCAUCAGCGACUGGAUGUUGGAAGAGGUCAUCGAAGCAUUGGAACACUUGACUUUUCUACGAAUGCAAGAAAAAAUCAAAGAACUUGAAGGCGAGGCACUUGAAUUUGAUGAAAAUGCCAAAUGUGAUUAUGAGGGGGAAGAUGGUAACGAAUUGGUGUUUUGCGACAGUUGUUUUCUAUGCGUUCACCAAGCUUGUUACGGAAUACCAAGCCUUCCUGAAGGCUCAUGGAUUUGUCGAAGAUGUGAGGCCGGUGCAAAGUCGACGACCCCGUGUUCCCUCUGUCCAAACACUGGGGGCGCGAUGAAGAAAGCCAACUGUGCUCUUUGGGUACCGGAAGUUGGAUUUGGCAACGUUGAGUUGAUGGAACCAGUAAUUAAACUGGAUAGUAUUCCACAAGCCCGUCGUAGUCUCCUCUGUUGCAUCUGUCGUUCUCGCUAUGGUGCUCCCAUUCAAUGUUACAAUAAGAAGUGCAAAGUAGCUUUUCACGUCACUUGUGCAUUUCAAAGCAAUCUGGUUAUGCGACAGGAGUUGUUGGAGAAGGAUGUGCGCCUAGUGGGUCUCUGCCCAAAGCAUUCACGCAAAGAUCAACAGCAUCAAUCGGGACGUUCGCCAUCCAAGAAUGUUCCUCGAAGUGCUCCGCUGAAAUCGCCCAAUCAGUCGCCUGUCCCUACAAACUGUGGAUCGAACCAACAGUCAUCUAUUGCACUCCGCAAACAAAGAAUACUGGAGCUGGAAAACGACUUUCAUAAAUUGAUAACGGAUCCGGAACUUGUCGCACACUUGAAUAGACGCCACCAAAAGGUAUCUUCCCCUAAAGUUGGUAGAACAAACGCGGGUUCCAGUCCACGCAAAAUGGUGAUACCGGAAGAUAUACGGCUUGCAAUAUCCGCUUACUGGCGUUUGAAACGGCGUGCCAACUUCAAUCAGCCGUUAGUUAGUCCUGUUCCGAUGGAAUGGCGCCAGACCGCAACCGAAGUGGUGGCAACAACGAAAGAAGCGCUUGCCCAAGCCGCACGAGCUAAGGAAGAAAUGCUUGCGUUUGAUGCAUUUCGACGCAUUCGUUUUGGCUUGGAUCGGGCUCGACUCGUUUUGGACAUGGUUUUGAAACGAGAGCGACGCAAAUCAGCUCUGUUCAAACGAAUGUCACGCAUUUUGGAAAUUCAGUUAAGAAUGUUGAUGACCGGAAAACGCUGUUCUCUGUCUGCAGAGGAUAGGUCAUUCAUAUCAACAGUCCACAUAGGUGACUCCAUAUACGAUAAUGCGGAACUGUUCGAGGCUCAUAGAUCCGGACGUGUAUCUGGUGCGUCCUCUUCACAAUCUUUAAAGACUAAUAACUGUAAUUCACAAUUAACAUCGGUCGAGAAAGCACAGAUACGAGAUCAAAAGGAACGCGUUGUACCACCUAAUGCGUCGGAAGCAAGUAAUUCGAAAAAAUCAAGCGAUCUAACGCCCUGUGAUCUAUCUGCUAUCCCACGGGAACAGUUCGUCGUUCCAGAGGAUAUAAAACAGCGUUUACGAUCUGCGUUAGCCAUGGUUUCGACAAAUCGCCUAUCGACAACCACCCCGGUUAAUCCAAGAUCAAAAGCCCUCAUUGGUGUGGAAACAAUUUCAACCAAAGAAGGAAACAUUCGGAUAAUUCCCGGUAUUUAUCAGUCGUCUGGAACUACUCGCACAAAGCGAUCCCCUUCCGAGAACAUAUUUGCAUGUUUCGGUGCACAAAGCUCAUUAGGCGAGUUUCAGUCACCGACACCAGCGAAGCGCGCAAAUCGUCGUUCGGUCAAUUUAUCACAGACACUUCCUCUGCCUCCGUUUGGCGACCACACAGUUCCUGUGCUAAGCAAGUUUGCUACUGUCAGACUCGGUCCGGGAGCUGUUCGGCUGAUAUGA